AUGUUCGGCGGACAAAAUCGCGCCGGUGGGUUCGGGACUGCCCAACCUGCUGGCGGAAGUCUCUUUGGAAGCAGCACAACUACCCCAUCUACUGGAUUCGGUGGCAACACAGCCACCGGAGGCGGAUUCGGCACUGGAGGUGGAUUUGGUAGCACCAAUACAGCCAACACCAGCGGAGGCCUUUUCGGUGCCAACAAGACUGGAGGGUUUGGAGCCACCAACACCGCUACCAGUGGCUUCGGCGGUGCUGCCACUGGAGGAUUCGGAGCCGGAGCAGGAGCCGCCAGCACUGGCUUUGGCGGUGGUGGUACUGCCUUUCAAGGGGCUCUGCCUACCUGUGAAGGUACUGCCGGCACUCCGUUCAACCCUUUUACCGAGAAGGAUACCAACACCUCGGCCACAAACCACUACCAGAGUAUCAGUUUCAUGCAGCCCUACAGCAAGUGGUCUUUUGAAGAACUGAGACUGGCGGAUUAUCAGCAAGGUCGUCGUCACGGGAACAACACCGGCCAGGCUGGAUCUUUUGGUACCUCGACCUUUGGUGGCAACACUGGUGGUGGGUUUGGGACAAACACCGGUACCGGCUUUGGUGGUAGUACUUCUGCGCCAUUCGGUGGCGGCACAUCGACUGGUUUCGGGAGAAACACACAGACUGCUGGUGGCUUUGGCUCUACCCCUGCCAGUAACACCAACCCGCUGUUUGGCGGCGCCAAGCCUGCCGGAACCUCGUUAUUUGGAAAUUCUGGAAACACGACCAAUACCACGGGAGGCUCCCUCUUCGGUAGUAACACCGGAACGACUGGUGGCUUUGGAGCCAAUAACACUGCGGGAACCACCACCGGCGGUGCUUUCGGCAACACCGGUGGUGGUCUGUUCGGCAGUAACAACCAGCAACAGGCCAAGCCAUUUGGCGCCACUGGAACUGGAACCGGUUCUACUUUUGGCGGAUUCGGUGGCUCUCAGCCCACUACUUCUGCCACACCAUUCGGCAGCACCCCGGCUACAGCUACACCCUUCGGCGGCCAGCAGAACCAAACUGGAAGUGCCUUCGGCGGUGGUUUUGGCACUCAGAACCAAACCCAGAACCAGGCGAAGCCCGGUGGAUUGUUUGGCAACACUGGCGGUGGUUUUGGUGCCAACAAUAACACUCAGCAGCAGACCGGUGGUGGUUUGUUCGGCGGUGGUCAAACCCAGGCUGCUGGCACCGGCGGUGGCCUGUUCGGUAACACGCAAAACCAGCCUGCACAGCAGAGUGGCGGUGGUUUGUUCGGUGGUGGUCAAACCCAGGCUUUGAAUUCUGGCGGAGGCUUGUUCGGUGGUUCGCAGAACCAACAACAGCAAAAGCCUGGUGGUCUAUUUGGUGGUAGCACUGGUACCACUGGUGGCGCCUUCGGCGGCGGUUUUGGCAAUGCGGCAAACCAGCAGACCGCUGGUGCAACCGGUGGUCUGUUCGGCGGCUCUCAGAACAACCAACAACAAAAGCCUGGUGGUCUCUUUGGAUCGACUGGUACUGGUGGCGGUCUCUUUGGCAAUACCCAGGGUGCAGCUGCCCCGGGCGGAGGGUCCUCGCUCUUCGGCGGUGGUCAGUCUCAGCAGCAGCAGUCCGCCGGUAACAGCUUGUUCGGUGCUUCCCAGCCUCAGCAGCAGUCCCAACCAGUCCCGGGAAGCUUGAACGCAUCCCUACUUGAGGGCAAUCCGUAUGGUAGCCAGUCUAUCUUCUCGGGUCUUCCGACCCCGAGUGCGCCGUCCCCUGGUCCCUUGGCCACUCCUCUAUCUUCGACCAUGAAGCAAAAGCAGCGCACCCCACUGCCUGUAUACAAGAUUACUCCCCACUGCUGCCAACCGUCUCAUCACCCCUCCCAAGCGCCAGGAUACGGGUUCUCCUACUCGACCUAUGGCUCGCCUUCCAGCACCACCAGCACCCCCUCUGGGCUUAGCAACAGUCUUCUGGGUAGUGGCAGCCUCCGUGGAAGCGUCAAUGGCAGCUUUGGCCGUAGUUUCAGCAAAAGUUUCUCAACCAGCAACCUUCGCAAGACAUUCGACCCGGAUUCGGAUAGUAUCCUGGCUCCUGGAGCCAUGCAGAAUGGCAGCGGACGUAGCAAUGCUGGUAGCCUGAAGCGCCUUACUAUUGAUCGCAGCCUUCGCAACGAUCUUUUCAGUCGCCCGGCCAGUACAUCGCCUGCUAGGAUCACUAAUGGGGAUGAUUCUGCCCAAGCCGACAAGCUCAAGAAGAAGGUCAGCUUCGACUCUACCUCCGCUGCCCCGGUCACCUCCAGCAAUGAGAUUGUUCGUGUUGAAUCUAAGAGCCCCGAGCCUACCCCUGAGGAGCUUGGUUUCCUCCGUUCCACUCGUAAGAGUGGCAGCCUCAAUGGCAUUGAUGGCGUGGCCAGUCGGCCAGAAAUGGAAUCCAUUGGCCGUGAUCUGGCUGUUGUUCCCGAGAACGGUGUACCCAGUCCUACUAGCUCUAGUCUUGCACGCAUUUCGGUCACCUCCGGCGAGGACCCAAAGCCGGGCGACUACUGGAUGAAGCCCUCUCUCGAUGAGCUUAGCAAGAUGACCCGUGAGCAGCUGAAGCGCGUCGUGGACUUUACCGUCGGUCGUCAAAAUUGCGGUCAAGUCACUUUUAAUGGCGCCGUUGACCUUACUACUGUGGAUAUUGACAACAUCUUUGAUGAAAUCGUUGAUAUUGGCUUGAGGCGAAUUACAGUGUAUCCCGAGGAAAGCGUUAAGCCUCCCGUGGGUAAAGGAUUGAACGUUCCUUCUACUCUACGCAUCCAGAACUCCUGGCCCCGUGGUAGAAACCACACCGGGCCCAUUACCAGUGGUCCGCUAUACGAGAAGCACAUUCAGCGUCUACAGAAGGUCACUGAUACAAAGUUCAUUUCUUAUGAACGCGAGACUGGCACGUGGGUCUUUGAGGUUCCCCACUUUACCACCUAUGGACUUGAUUAUGAUUCCGAUGAAGAAGGUGAGAAACUUGACCAGAGCCACCUUGGUGCAGGCCCUGAUGAUACUCGCACUCCUAAGGCGCAGGCCGAUCACCCCGCGAGCUUCGAGCAGUCUGCGACGUUUUCCAUUGACGAAUCUUUCGUUGGAUCUAUGAUUGGCGUUGAGGACGAUACAUUUGAUUUCAAGAAGCGUAAGCUUGUUCCUGGUUCAUUCGGCCAGGCCAUGGAGGCGGAGGAUGAGGAGAUGGGUUCUGAGGGUGAGACCGAGUCUUUUUUAGAGGACGGCUCCACGGGUUCAGCUACUGAGCAUGACGACGACGUCACUGAAAGCCAGCGAUCUGGCGACUCGGUAGUUGGAUCUGAUGAGGAUGAGGAGAUGGACAUGGCGGGUUCCUUUCCAAACCUUCAUCGCACCGUGGAGCGGGAAGACAGCCAGAGCAUCGGCAGUGAUAUGGAUGUUACCCAGCCCAUCUCAAGGCCAUUUGGCACCCCCGGCAAGCCUCGUCUCAAUCUGAGUGGCGAUUGGACGGAGCAGCUACAACGCACUAUCAGCCCUCGCAAACAGAACCGUGAUCGCCUGCGUGAGAUCCAGGCGAAUGCUUUUACCGACAGGCCUCUUCUGAACGACGGAUCGCCCGAAGAAAAGUCGACGAGUUCGCCGAAGAAGUUCUCAACCAGUAUCGACUUGAUGAACUCUUUAUUCCAGCAGCCGCGGAAGCAGACUGCGCCCUCUCCGUUGAAGGCUACAAGAUCACAGCCUAAGGGCUUUGAGGUUCGCACCCCCUUCAUGCUUUUUACGUGA
Penicillium maclennaniae is the source of this 3750-nucleotide messenger RNA. RefSeq lists its product as uncharacterized. Gene Ontology annotation, biological process: protein import into nucleus; RNA export from nucleus; post-transcriptional tethering of RNA polymerase II gene DNA at nuclear periphery. The record is from RefSeq and is a predicted model, not a curated record. Gene Ontology annotation, cellular component: nuclear pore; nuclear pore cytoplasmic filaments. The coding region runs from base 1 to 3750 and encodes 1249 amino acids. Gene Ontology annotation, molecular function: structural constituent of nuclear pore. The transcript has a single exon. NCBI's taxonomy places the organism in Eukaryota, Fungi, Ascomycota, Eurotiomycetes, Eurotiales, Aspergillaceae.